This is a messenger RNA of Dovyalis caffra, 1683 nucleotides long. The record is from the annotation of a GenBank genome assembly. NCBI's taxonomy places the organism in Eukaryota, Viridiplantae, Streptophyta, Magnoliopsida, Malpighiales, Salicaceae.
AUGGUGGCAAACUUAUCUCUUCUCUAUCCGGAGGAGGCUCGUGUCGUUGAAUCUGACGUGGCUAAAAAAUUAAGAAAUAAUGAUAGUGGAAAAAAAUUGAAAGAGAAGAGGAAAAGAAGUCUCGAGGAAUUUGAAGAGGCAGCAGUAAUGUUUGGUGUUGGUGGCGGUGGUGGUAGUGUUUAUUGGGGAAGGAAAGAAAGUGAAUCCAAAGGAAUUGUGGUGAUAUUCGCAUGGAUUUCGAUUCACGAGAAACAUUUGAAGAGUUACUUGGAUUUGUAUUCUUCUCUUGGUUGGAAUUCCCUCGUUUCUCAUGCCGAUUUCCUCUCCGCAUUUUAUCCUGAAAGGGCUUUGUCGCUGGCAUAUGUUCUCCUCCAUGAGCUUGUUGAGGAUCUAAGGGUUAGGCCAUGUCCAGUUGUAUUUGUUGCCUUCUCUGGUGGUCCAAAAGCUUGCAUGUACAAGGUUUUUCAGAUUAUUCAAGGAACAUGUGAAGGUCAUCUUAAUCUGGAUGAAAGUCGAUUGGUUAAGAAUUGCAUUUCUGGGCAUAUCUAUGACUCGAGCCCAAUAGAUUUUACAAGUGAUUUGGGUGCCCAAUUUGCUCUACACCCUGCAAUUCAAAGAAUGCCUGGUCCAUCAAAAUUUGUGUCCUUGGUUGCAAAAGGUAUUGCUUCUGGACUGGAUGGUUUAUACCUAACAAGGUUUGAAUCCCAACGUGCUGAGUAUUGGCAGACUCUGUACUCUUCAAUUGACAUGGGUGCUCCAUAUCUAAUUUUAUGCUCAGAGAAUGAUGACCUUGCACCUUAUAUUGUUAUCUCCAAAUUUGCUCAACAUAUACAAGAUCUAGGGGGAGAUGUCAAGCUUGUAAAGUGGAACCAUUCACCUCAUAUAGGUCAUUACAAGCACAAUCCAAUCCAGUACAGGGCUGCAGUGACCAAUUUGCUUGACAAGGCACCUUCAAUCUAUUAUCGAAGAAUUCAACAACUCAGAGAGAGAAUUGGCUUGGACAGUAUGCAUGAUGGGAUUUCUGAAUUAAUAUGUGACCUCCAGAAAGCUGCCGUUAGCUCAAACCAAAGCUUAAGAAGAGUUGCUGUUGAGCCAGGUGACCACUUCUUUGUGCCCAGUGCAGCUGAAUAUUACAAUAGUAGAGAGUCAGAAACCCUCCAGGAUGAAAGGAAAGAAAGAUCAGUUUGUCUGCCCAACCCUCCCAGUAUUAGUGCUCACAGUGUACUUGGCCAAGUCCUCUUUGAUGCAUGUGUUCCGAAGAAUGUUGAAGGUUGGGAUAUUAGAUUUUCUGGUUCUCUAAAUGGGCAGCCAAUUGCUUCUGCUCAGAGGAGACGCUCACCUUUUCAUGAUUAUGAUGCUGUCCUGGUUGGACUUGGUGCAACCCUGCUACUGGCUUUACACGCAUCCUUCAAAAGUUUGUGGGAGAUUUUGACAAGCAAUCCUAACGCUGUAGAAGUAACUCCACAACCAAGCAAUGAAGUUGAGGUCUUCUGUGGGACAACUGGGGCAUUGCACUCACUUGUUAACAAGGAGAUUGGGACCCUUUUGGAGAAACAAUCUGGAAUUCCAUUGCUAUCGCAAGAGAAUAAAUUAUUCAGGGACCAAUUAAUGGUUGGUAACUGGGAUUUAAGUGUGGAAACGUUGAAUGCGAUCAGGCAUUUGGACCGAUCAACCCUGACUUAG